CACAAGAAAGCAUUCUACUCAGAACCAAAACAUCCUAACUCCUACUCCUUCACCAUGAAGUCCCCAAUCUACCUUCUGACCGCACUGCUGCCCCUGACCCUGGCCCUACCCUCCGCCGAAGAAGCCGACGUCGACUCCGACGACAUCGACGUCCACCUCGCUGCCCGGAAGUCCUGCAAGUCAAGCAAGCAAAUCAACUACUACCAAUGGCCUGUGGUCCAGACCGGAAGCUAUCAGGCACAGACUAACGUCGAUUACCGGUGCAAGUGGAGGAACGGCGACUGGUACAAGACUGGCAAGAAUUGGUGGGUGCGGGGAAGUGAUGUCCCCAGCAGUUGCAAGAGCGGCCUGCCCACCUGCGGCGUCUGAGCUUGAGAAGCUUCAAUGCUUGUUUCGGCUUCUUGCCACUCUCUUUACUGUAGCAAUUGGAUGAUGUUUAUUGAUAGUGGAACAGAUAAUGAC
This is a messenger RNA of Aspergillus japonicus CBS 114.51, 462 nucleotides long. RefSeq lists its product as uncharacterized. The record is from RefSeq and is a predicted model, not a curated record. Lineage: Eukaryota; Fungi; Ascomycota; Eurotiomycetes; Eurotiales; Aspergillaceae. Bases 55 to 369 code for a protein of 104 amino acids. The transcript has 3 exons.